This is a messenger RNA of Mytilus californianus (California mussel), 5085 nucleotides long. RefSeq lists its product as uncharacterized. NCBI's taxonomy places the organism in Eukaryota, Metazoa, Mollusca, Bivalvia, Mytilida, Mytilidae. The coding region runs from base 246 to 1118 and encodes 290 amino acids. The record is from RefSeq and is a predicted model, not a curated record. The transcript has 4 exons.
GAGAUGACGUCAGGACCUUAGAGCCAUAAAUUGUUUUCCUGGAUUCAUUUGAUUAUAAUUACAAGGAACUUGAACAUUAACGGAAUAAUAUCUGACGAUUCUAUCGGCUACUUAAAGACACUUGCCUAUAUUUUACACGUGAUAAUUGAAGGCACAGUUAUGACGUUAUAGUGGAUACAAGUUAAUUAAGACAGGAUUAUAAGGAGGAAUAAAAGAUGCCAACAUAGACUCUACACAAAGCUUAAAUGGAUACCAUGUGUAAAUUGUGUGCAUGGUGUAAAAAGGCGUUUAACAAUCUACCGGACUACAUUUUGAUCAUUACUUGUUUGAUAUAUCUAUGUUCAGGAGUAAGUUCUCAGUUCAGUUUAGAUCUCCAAAGCAGAAUACAGAGCGCCAGAAAUAACAGUUGUGCAAAUUGUAAAAGAAUUCUUGAUAUUAGUAUAGCUGAGAAAAGACGACUAGACAUUUUGCUGAAGCGAAUAAAAGACAGGUUAGGAAUAGAACCAAACAGAAAAGUAGCACAAGAAACAAAUGCCAAACCGAGGGAUUCACAAUAUAUUCAACAGAAAUACACCUACCCAGAAACUUCAGAAAUUGUUAGUUUUCCAGAAAAACAAGAUAAUACAACUGGGAAAAAUAUUCUACUAUUUACAAUAGACGUGAGGAAUAACCCAGGUCCUCUGGAGGCUAUCAAAGCACACCUCUGGAUAUUAGUCAAACAACGAAAACAAGGUCGGACCAGAGGCAAGAAAAUAUGGCUACGUGUGUCUCAAAUUCACGAUACAAACAAUACAAAUCAAUAUCUAACUAGUAUACGAACUCGAGUGAAAAAGACACGUUGGCAAAAAAUAGCACUGCCGGUUACUCUCAUACAAUCAAUGAUAGACAACCAUGAACACGUACUGAAAUUAAAAGUAUCUUGUAAGAAAUGUGGCAAAAUGGUCAAACUCGUCCUACAACGAAAACGACAUCGAAAACGACGGCAUAAAGGGAAGAACAAAACCCCAAAAAAGAGAACUACUAGUAGGAGAAGGAACAGAAGACUGAAAAACAAUGACAAUGUCCAACCGUUCCUCGUAAUAAGUACUCGAUAUAAAUAUAAACUUAAAUUAAUGUAGUUAAUGUGAAUAUAUGUAUUUGUGUCUCUUUGUACGUUCGAUAAAAACCAAAUCCUUUCAACUAGAGUCUCCGAUCAGAUGUAAAUGCUCAUCCUGUCACGUGAUUGUAAAACAGUUGUGUAUGUAAAUAUCUUCAUAUAAUCAUUCAAAUAUUUUGGAAAAUUACAAAAACGUAAACAGCGAGAAUUCUCGAAGAAAUAUCCAUCCAAUCAAUGAAGUCGCAAUGACGUCAUUCAGCCGAGUCCGUUUUAUAGGAGUAACUACAUGUAUUUUAUAAGCGUAACUGUAAUGACGCCAAAAACUCAACAUGAGGUAAAAAUCAUAAAAGGAGAAACAAUUGUUCCGUUCAUUUAACGGCAUUUAUUUAUUUAAUAUAUUGCCGGUUUUAUAAAUUCACAUUAUUUAGAAUUCUAAUAUAGCGUGUAACAGUAGUUUUAUUUUUAGAUAAAAGUUAUUAGAAAUGAUAGGUUAUAAUGUUAUGCUGCUAUUUUUAUGUCGCAUGGAAAUGAGUUGUAUUUUUAUCCUCAAAGGAAAUGAAAGUAUUCUUUAAUGAAUUUUUGAUAUGAUUAUUUGACGGUGUAAUGUUGUGAUUAAGAACACGUUAUAGUCUCAGCUGAUAUAACAUGUCAAGCUGAUUCAAAAUGAUUUAAUUAAACUGAUUAUAUCCAUCGGAAAUCUAUGAUGACUUUUAUUCAAAUUUAUUAACAUAUAACAUAUCAUUACACUUUCAGAUAUGUUGUAAACGUCUUGUUUAGAAUUUAUAAUUUAAAAGAUAAGAAAUGUAAAUUCAAUGACAGCUCACUUGUUAAAAAGAAAAGUUUAUAGAAAUGGGUUACUAGCAUUAAAGUUUAUGGUAUUCACAUCAACCUAGCCCUAAUGUUUAUGGUAUCCAGAUCCGCUCAACCCCAAAGCCCCAUAAACUAGUAUGUUUCUUGUUGUAAUAAUAAAAAACCAUAGAGACUUCUACUGUACAUUAAAUGUCUCUUUAUAAAGUUAUUAUGACAAUCUUAGUAUUAACACAAAGUAACCAAGAGGAAGAAGACAUCACAAUGACAAUCAAAAAUCAGAUGUCGAAGAAAAACCGAAAGUAUCAUGCCGAAAUCGAAAAACAAAUAAAAACAAUAUACAAAUCAUUACAUGGCGAACUCAAGACUGGGAAACUCCAACCCCACUAAAAAAAACCGGGGUGAUCUCAGGUGUUCCGAAAGUGUAAGUAGAACUGUCUUCACGGUUCAUUGCUCAUUGCAACUACACAUUGGUAAUAAGUAUCGUUAUGUGAUGUCACAGUCCGGGGGAGAGGACGGCAUUGUGGCUACGGCAAUCCGUGUACAUCUUUGCAUAAGAUACUCAAAAGUGGUCAACCAAACCAUGAUGGCGUCCGUAAAAGUUUCGAAGGGAUGACUUGAACUUUACCACUAGGAAUGCUUGGUUCAAUAUCUUCCUUGUUAGCGAAACCACCCACAAAGGAAAUUGUGACACAAGCUUUGGAAUAUCGUAUUGAUUGAAAGACAUAUACUCCAUAUGCAGGCGCUACUGGAAAGUUGUUAAAUAGAAAUGGAAAGUUUACAAUAGGAAAACUGAAAUCAUGUAUUUUGUUCUCAACUGACCUUCACUGUCAACAGAUUGAACUGUAUCUGUGGUAUCCUUUAUUUCUAGUUCGAUGAAAUAGAUUCGCAUAACACGGUCAUCAAAGCUUUGAAUUAUAUAUAGUGAGAGGACAUCUAAACGUCGAAUGAAUUAUAUAUAGUGACAGGACAUCUAAACGUCGAAUCGGGAAAGCAACAAAUGACUGAUAUAUUUACUAGUUUUAUGAAUUUUCAGUCUGAUAAAAUAUCUGAUAUUAUAAUGAUUGAUGUGAUUUCGAUUUUAUUCAUUGGCAGUCAAUUGUUUCUGUAAAUGAAUUUCGGGAAUAUGUGUUCAAAUGAAGAUAAAACUUCAUGUUUUGGUAAUACGGGUUCCCAUAGCGUUUUCAUUGUUUGUUAAAGUUAUUUGUGGUGUGUUUAAAUCGUCAUAUCUUCAUAUAAUUAUCAUGUUCAUAUUAUUAUUCAUGUAAAUUGCACUUCAUAUUUUAUGUUUUAUGUUGCUUCGUGAUAAUAUCUUUCCUCAUAACAGGGAAAGUAACAUUCAGUUAAUUUUGAAUCGAUCUUGGAAAUAAAGAUAGUAGUCACUACAUACUUGCUAAAAAUGCUUAAAAAGCUUUCUAAUUUCAUUCGAUUAGUUCCUCCGGAACAGCGCAUUGGGGUAUCAACUAUUAUUAUAAAAAAUCUUAUUUCGACGGCAAAAAGUUUCAUUUAUAUUGAAACACUUUUUUUAAUUUUUAAUUCAGUUUACCCAGUUUCGAUCAAACUGAGAUAAAUGACAAGUUUUUGAGUAUGUAUUUUUGUGGUACCUUACAAAACGAUGCAAUUUGUAAAUGCUGUACCAGUAACAGAACGAUGCAAUGUUCAUAUCGCAAUUUUCCAAGGUUUUUAAUAUUUUGUUAUUAUUGAAUAUUUUGUCUUCAUUGUUCAAUAGAUCACACAGAAACUCCUGAUUAUUUAUUUGUAUCCACUCAGCGUUACAUUAUGACAUUCAUGUUCAUUAAACCAUGUUAAUUAACUAUCAGACCAUUAACCAUCCAACUAACUUCUUAUAAUCCAGGUUUUGGACAUAAACUAACCUAAGAAAUAGAAAGGAAUACUUCGUCGUGAAGAUUACAUAUCAUCUUUGAACCUUUAAAAACGAGAAUGUCAAUGAAUGAAAAGUUAAAAUGACAUAAUUUCUAUAAUUUAUGUUGUAAUACCGCUACAUUUUUUUUCACACAGAGUGUAAAACUAACAUAGUUUGAUCCUGGUAUAAAAAUUAGAACAAACAUUUUACUUCAGUAAACGUCUCACUUAAGUUGUGUUUUUAAGGAAAUGUAAAGAAAAAUAAUAAGAUUAUGUGUACUGGAUAUCGGUCAUUAUAAAGUUUUCGAUGGAUAGAUAGACGUAAACAUCUGAACACGACACAACAAGCUGAUAUAAGUAGCUCAUAUAUAUAUGUUGGUGAAACUCACCAGGCUUAUACAAUAUCAACCUACAAACGUUAAUGUAUGUCAUGGUUUAUUUAUGUGGAAACUUUAAAAAUAUUCACCAAGGAAAUGUGCAAAUUAAUUAAUUGUAUAUUUUUUGUAUUGGAUAUUUAGAAAUAUUGGAUCAUGUAAUCGUUAUUUAAUAAGUAUUAGAUGUAGGCUUCUCAUUUCUGAGGGGCGUCAGUCCCGAACAUAUGAAACGCUUACACCUGAUUUACAUAAAAGUAAUAAAUAAAUCUUUUAUAUUUUCUCUUGUUGUAAAAAAGAGCAACUAGUUUUGAUAAAACAGAUAAGUGUCAUUAUCCCAAAAUUUCCAGAUUCAGUAACACUUUCAGAAGAUGUUUUGUAGUUAUGCAUUUGGAAAGAAUGAAAUCUUAAUUGCGUCUAUUUUUCUGUCAUCAAACUGAUACCUUAUAAAUGCUUUUGUAUGGCAAUAUGAAUCGCUGUACUAUCUUGUCUUUUUCUGGUUUAAUUGCCAAAAUCUGAACUUUUCCCUGAUAAACGUCAUAUUACUUCUAUGUGAAUGUAAUUAUUUGGUUAACUGAACCUAAUUCAGGACAAGGAUAGACGCUUACAAUGUUAUACAAAUGUGUGCUUUGUCAGUUGAAGAAAUAGAACAUUAGAAGUGUUUGAAAAAUUUAACAGGAACAAAGCAUAAAUAUCAUAAAAAAUUAUCAUGUUGAAACAAUUCUUGGAUACAAUAUCAGGGUUCACAUAGAUGUUUGCAAUUUUUAGCAAGAACCAGAUGAAUAUGUGCUCAAACAUUCCCAUUGCAAAAUCACUAGAUGUAUCUUUUAUUUUGUCUGAUGAUGAUUCACUAUUAUGAAAUGAUUGUAAUUUAUACUUAUGUAAUGUUAUUCAAUUUUUCUACAUUUCUUUCUUUGCCAUUGUGAAUAAAACAAUCAUAGGAAAGUG